Messenger RNA from Epinephelus moara (kelp grouper), 487 nucleotides. RefSeq names its product FH1/FH2 domain-containing protein 1-like. The record is from RefSeq and is a predicted model, not a curated record. Gene Ontology annotation, molecular function: actin filament binding. Gene Ontology annotation, biological process: cortical actin cytoskeleton organization; actin filament network formation. Bases 92 to 487 code for a protein of 131 amino acids. Lineage: Eukaryota; Metazoa; Chordata; Actinopteri; Perciformes; Serranidae. Gene Ontology annotation, cellular component: cytoskeleton; cytoplasm. The transcript is spliced from 3 exons.
UCUUCAUUUGAAAGGAUCCUCCGGAGCCGGACGGAUCUACACCGACACACACAGACACUUGUAGCCGCAGUAGGGUCGCGGUCUCUCGGCCAUGGCCUCCAUCGUGUGCCGGGUCCAGUACCUGGAGGACUCGGACCCGUUUAUCUGCACCAACUUCCCCGAACCUCGGAGACCUCCGACGGUGAACGUGGAGGAGAACCUGCCGCUCAGCGAGCAGAUCGCCGGGAUACACAAGCUGCUGGAGGCGCCUCUCAAGUUGGAGGAGUGCACCCUUCAGUUGUCCCCUAAUGGAAACUACCUGGACCUGGACUUGUCUCUGGCCGAGCAGAGAGACGAGCUGGACAGCUUCUAUGAAGACGUGAGUAAAGGGAAGAAGCCCAUCCUGAUCCUGAGGACUCAGCUCUCCGUCCGUGUUCACUCCAUCCUGGGUAAUUAUCUCCUCCACGCUGCUCUUUCUUUCCGUGGUCUCCCUGCAGCAGAGGACUGA